CGUGCGACGGUCAAAGGUCAAAAGCCGUUGGGGUUUUGGUGUGUGAAAUUUUUGGUUCUCUUCUCACUUCUUCUCUUGUCGCCGGUAUCCUCGAAGCGAAUUUUCCCUCCGUCCAAAAUGUCUUUGACCAAACUGCUACCUAGACCUGCGCAUGUCACUGUGGAUCCCGACGAGCCGUCGGUGGACGCCGCUUAUGCACAGUUGACUCGGCCGACGGUGAAGAAGGAGCCUCCUCCCUAUGGCCACAGGAAGAACUGGGUUCCGCGGUCGCUGGCCGACUUUGGAGAUGGGGGCGCCUUCCCGGAGGUCCAUGUGGCUCAGUACCCCAUGAACAUGGCCAACAAGAGCAAGCCAGGCUCGUCUUCGGCAGUGGUUCCUCUGCAACUGGAUGCCUCAGGGAAGGUCAAGUACGACGUGCUGGCCAGGAUGGGACAGAGGAAAGACAAGGUGGUCCACUCGUCACUGGAAGCCAUGGUGUCUCGAGGGGUGCGACCCAGUGACCCGGAGCUGGUUCGGCCCGAGGAGGAGGAGGUGGAGAAAGUCACGGAGGAGACGCGACUGGCGCUGGAGAAACUGACCAACAAGAAGAUCUCGGCUGCCAUGCCUGUCAGAGCUGCUGAUAAACAGGCUCCUGCUCAAUACAUCAGGUGUGCACACGUAACUGUCAUGGUACUCGUGGAGAGCUCCUUUAGUCAACACACACACACAGUGGUCCAUUCACUGUUCUGCAGGUACACACCGGCCCAGCAGGGAGUGGCGUACAACUCGGGUGCCAAGCAGAGGAUAAUCAGGAUGGUAGAGGCCCAGAAAGACCCGAUGGAGCCACCGAGGUUCAAGGUGAACCAGAAGAUACCUCGGGGCCCGCCCUCCCCUCCAGCUCCCGUCCUCCACUCUCCGACCCGCAAGGUGACAGUCAAGGAACAGCAGGAGUGGAAGAUUCCUCCGUGCAUCUCCAACUGGAAGAAUCCUAGGGGUUUCACGAUUCCGCUGGACAAGAGGCUGGCUGCGGACGGACGUGGGCUCCAAGACCACACCAUCAACGACAACUUUGCCAAACUGGCACAGGCCCUGUACACCGCCGACAGAGAGGCCCGUAAAGCUAUUUCUCUGAGGUCGACGAUGGAGAAGAAGGUGGCACAGAAGGAGAGAGAGGGUAAAGAGGAUAGACUGCGGGAUCUAGCCAAGGUGGCCCGCGACAAGAGGAUUGGGAUACACGGACCGUCGGGUGCGGGCGGAGAGGGGGAGGAGGGGGAGGAAGAGGAGGGUGUGGCUGAAGAAGCGAGGGGGCGAGAUGUUCUGAGACACGAGAGGCACAGGGAGAGGGAGAGGGAGAGGAGACUGGCCAGAGCUCACCCUGACAAGAGG
Messenger RNA from Geodia barretti, 1365 nucleotides. NCBI's taxonomy places the organism in Eukaryota, Metazoa, Porifera, Demospongiae, Tetractinellida, Geodiidae. The record is from the annotation of a GenBank genome assembly.